AUGUCAAUUAAUCUUAACAACACUUAUCAUUCACUUGAAGAGGUCAAAAAGCAACGAAAAGGCUUAGAGAAAAAUGCUAUUAAGAUUAAUUGCAGAAUAAAACUACUUCAGCAGGAGGAACAAAAAGCCAUGAGAGCAAUUAAAACAGCAAAAUCUAAACAAAAACAAAUAAUUGCAUCUCGGCGAUAUAACGAUCUUACUUACUUACUUAAAGAAUUAGAAGGCGUCUGCCAUUUUGAUUACGCAGUCACCAAGGACCCAAUAUUUAGGGUUCACCUGCUUUGCGCCGUCUUCAGCUUUAUCCUAUUCCUCUCCUUGCAGCUUGAGUGUUGAGUGGGUGGGCUAUGGACUUUUGCGGCUUGCUGCUUGAGUUGUACGAAGUUGACCACUCAAAAAUCCCAAAAAAAUGGAAUUUCUGGUGACCUUUCGACAAAAAGGAAAAAUCCAAAUCCUGGGGCGUAACUCCCAGUUUCACGCUAGGCAGUUACCCGAUUGGUCUAGGUGCUCCCUGUAGACCUUGCUGGGCUUGCCCUUUCCAAACUUGAACCCUCCCUCCCUUCGAAUUAAAAUCCAUUCCAGUGGUUGAACAUGAACCAGGCUCUGCCCUGCAGAUUUGCUUACCUGGCAUUGUUGCUCAUUUCCAGAAUGGCAAAACCUUGCCGGAUAUAAUUAAAAUAUGUGCUCGGAAGCUGUAUGGCCGGAAGCUGUAUGGCCGGAGGCCAUGCUAGGUGGAGACGCCAUAUUUUAAUUGUGAUAUAACGAUCAACUCUCAAAAACUAAAAUGCAGUGAGAAAACUGGAAGCAGCAAGAAAUGAUGAGAAACAAAGAAUGGAUUAGAUCGUUUAGGAAUGAGAGAGAAAAAAAUAAAUUACAAAAUGAAAAAGCAAUUUUAGAUGCUAGAAAAGAAGCUUACAAAAAAGGUAGAGAAAUAAGAGACUUGAGCCUAAAACGAAAAAAUGAAAUAAAACUAGAAAUUAUCGCUAUAAAUAAAGAAAGAUCUCAAAGUGUAAAACUAAAUGAGAAAAAAAUUCAAGAAACAUUAGAAACUUGGGGGACAGUAAAAGUCCAAGUUGGAAAAGAUGAUUAUCUGAAGAGGGUUGAAAAAGAAGCUGCUAAGAAGAAAGAAGUAGAAAUGAAAAUACUAGAAAUGGAAAUGCUGGAGUCUGAAAUUAUAGCGAAGCUAGAAAUGACAAAAGAAAUGCAAAAAAUAACAGCGGAUGAGCUUCAAUGGGUCACUGAGAAUAAAGAGCUUUAA
Blepharisma stoltei is the source of this 1255-nucleotide messenger RNA. The record is from the annotation of a GenBank genome assembly. Lineage: Eukaryota; Ciliophora; Heterotrichea; Heterotrichida; Blepharismidae.